GUGAGAAGAGCAUGAAAAAAAGUUACUUGGAAGAAAGUCCUCACCAGUUUUCUCCGAGUCUCGACUCAAUAUUUAAUUUCGCACCUCUCGGCGAGGCUGUAGGAAGCAGUUGUUGAGGAUUUGAGCGGUGUGUUUGUUAUCGAUGGGUCUGCCGACGCUGGAGUUUAGUGAUUCUUUCCUGGACAGUCCGGAGUUCAGAGAACGGCUGCAGUGCCAUGAGAUAGAGCUGGAGCGCACCAACAGGUUUAUAAAGGACCUCAUCAAAGACGGGAACCUGCUCAUAUCUGCUCUGAGGAGUCUUUCUCUGGCUGUUCAGAGGUUCUCCCAGUCUCUCCAAGAGUUUCAGUUUGAGUGUAUUGGAGAUGCUGAAACGGAUGAUGAAAUCAAUAUAGCCCACUCCUUAAAGGAGUUCUCUCAGCUCUUGAGUACCAUGGAGGAAGAGAGAAGACGACUGAUCCAGAAUGCAGAUGACGUGUUGAUCUCACCGCUGGAGAGGUUCCGUAAGGAGCAGAUCGGAGCUGUUAAGGAGGGAAAAAAGCAGUUUGACAAGGAGACGGAAAAGUACUACUCUGUUUUGGAAAAACACCUCAACCUGUCUUCCAAAAAGAAAGAAUCACAGUUACAGGAGGCAGAUUCACAGAUGAAUAAAGACCGGCAGGUGUUUUACGACGCCUCACUGCAGUAUGUCUUUAAGAUCCAGGAGGUUCAGGAGAGAAAGAAGUUUGAGUUUGUGGAGCCAUUAUUAGCCUUUCUGCAGGGGUUGUUUACUUUCUACCAUGAGGGCUAUGAGCUGGCCAAUGAGUUUGAACCCUACAAGCAGCAGCUUCAGUUCAACCUGCAGAAUACGCGGAAUAACUUUGAAAGCACCCGUGCGGAGGUUGAGAAGCUGAUGAAGAGGAUUCGUUCUGCAGAAGCCGACUUCAAAGCUCCUGGUUGCUUUACCAUGGAGGGAUAUCUGUAUAUACAGGAGAAACGUCCUUUGGGUUCGGCAUGGACCAGAUACUACUGCACAUAUGAGAAGAGCUCUAAGAUGUUUACCAUGAGCAGCACAGAGACCAGACCAGCCAGCAGACAGAAUGGCGUGGUGAACGGCACACCCGAGAUGUUCAGGCUGCGCUCGUGCGUCAGGAGGAAGACGGACUCCAUCGACAAACGCUUCUGCUUCGACAUCGAGGUGGUGGAGAGACAUGGCGUCAUCACCCUGCAGGCUCUCUCUGAUUCCAACAGGCGCCUGUGGAUGGAGGCGAUGGAUGGGAAAGAACCUAUCUACACCCUGCCUUCUUUGCUCAGCAAGAAAGAGGAGACAUUUCUCAAUGACGCUGGCUUCCACUUUUUCAAGCAGUGUAUUGAACUGGUGGAAAGGAGAGGCAUUAACACGCUGGGACUGUACAGAACCGGAGGUGUGAACUCUAAAGUGCAGCGGCUGAUGUCUACUGUGUUUGGAGCCACAGCUCCUCCUGACGUGCACCUGGAUCCAGACACCUGGGAUAACAAAACCAUCACCAGUGGCCUAAAGAAUUAUCUCAGGUGUCUGGCAGAACCGCUGAUGACCUACAGACUGCAUAAAGAUUUCAUCAGGGCUGCCAAGUCUGACGAUCAGAAGUAUCGUGUGCAGGCCAUUCAUGCCCUCGUGCACAAACUACCAGACAAAAACAGAGAAAUGUUGGAUCUCCUGACCAACCACCUUCUUACUGUCUCUACUCACAGCGACCAAAACCUGAUGACCGUGUCCAACCUGGGGAUGAUCUUCGGUCCCACGCUGAUGAGGUCCCAGGAAGAGACGGUGGCAGCCAUGAUGAACAUCAAGUUCCAGAACAUUGUGGUGGAGAUUAUCAUUGAAAACCACCAUAAGAUCUUUGGUGAAGCCCCGGACCCGUCAGUCCCGCUGCCCCAGGCUCCGUCCUCCCGAUCUGCUCCUCGACGGAACAAAACCAUCUGUCUGUCAUCUGGAAAGAGGAAACCCCGUCUCUACCCUCCUGCUCUCUGCCUGGCAGACAACGACAGUGACACAUUCAGCAGCAGCCCCAGCACAACUCCGAUGGGCAGUCGUGAGUCUCUCUCCUCCCACUCCUCGGAAAAGAACGGACUGUCUAAAACCUCACCCCCCCUCUCUCCUGCCACCACCUCCUCAUCUCCCACGGCCCCGACAUCUCCACCUGAGUCUUCCUCCUGCUCCCUGUCCCACCACACUUCAAAUGGGAAAGAUCAGAAGAGCCAGGCGGACAGUGCUGUCACCUCUCCGCUCACACGUUCCUCUUCCCGGACCUCCUCCCAGAGCACUCCGACCCAGCAGCCCUCCUCUGUCCGUUCCUCCAUUUCCUCUUUACACUCAGUAACAGAUUCAAGUUUGUCUGUCAAAGCAAACUCAGCUGCUGUCUCCGUGUCGUCCGUAACGGAGCCCAGGACACCCUCCAGAGCCUCCACGUCCUCUGUCUCUGUGUCAGUGGAGCGUGCCUCCUCCCUCAGGGAGAGCAGACCUGUCCAGCGAGCAUCGUCCACCUGCUCCCUGAAGAGCGCUAAUUCUGCGGACCAGAGAGUUGCGUCCUGCAGCUCCAACGCCGUCACGGAGGCCAGAGCCACAGACACUACCUCACCUUCUCAGCAGUGCAGGACUGCUUAUCGGACUGCUUCCUCCUCCUCUUCCUCCUCCUCCUCCUUGUUUCCCUACCAGCUUUCCACAUCCUCCUCUCUCACCUCCCUACACAUCUCAGAGGACUACAAGAGCUGUCAUGGUUCCGUGCACAGUCUGAUGUCGCUGGACCCCCAAGACACAACGCUCAGACACAAAGUUUCACACAUCCGCAGCAGCUCCGAUCUGACGGCUAAACACGCUGCAGCCGUGGCUAGCAAUGGCUACCAAAGGCCUGGAUCAACACUGUCCUCCAGAGCACCACAGCGUGAAAGUUCAGUUUUCUCCUCAGCACUAGAUGUUUGUCCCAGAGGAAGAGACGCAAGGGCCCUCUAUUCCUGUGAGGCAGAGCACAGCCAUGAGCUCAGUUUUCCCCAGGGGGCGCUGUUCUCAAAUGUUCACCCAUCAGUGGAACCAGGUUGGCUUCAGGCAACAUACAAAGGCAAAACCGGUCUCAUACCUGAAAACUAUAUUGCAUAUAUAUAACAAACCAAAGGGCCGCAACACACAGAUCUAAGUUUAUAACACAGAUCUAAGUUCAUGACUUAUAGAUCUAAAUUUAAUGAUCUAGAUUCUAGGGAUCUACAGCACAUAAUGUUGUACUGUUGAUCAAAAAUAUAAUAUAUUUAUCAUGUCAUUGUAACUGUGACUGUUAAUACUGAACAAUAUGUACUGUAUGUCUGACUACUAUGGCUGGAUAUGAGCGAUCAAAGAUAUGUAUAUCUGACUACUAUACCUAAAAUGUGUUAUGUAUGAUUAACCAGCACGUAAUAGAGUAGACAUUGUGCCUAACUGCAACGCCACAGGCUGUAUCACUUUUCCUCUGUUCAGACACGUUUUUCCAGUAGACUGCUGUGGUUUAGAUGGGUAAUUUUAACAUCAAUCUGUAGAGCAGGGUUCAAGGCUUGAGCCCACAUGAAAACAGUAAAAUCAUACA
This is a messenger RNA of Myripristis murdjan (pinecone soldierfish), 3566 nucleotides long. RefSeq names its product rho GTPase-activating protein 42-like. The record is from RefSeq and is a predicted model, not a curated record. The coding region runs from base 143 to 3115 and encodes 990 amino acids. Gene Ontology annotation, cellular component: cytoplasm. NCBI's taxonomy places the organism in Eukaryota, Metazoa, Chordata, Actinopteri, Holocentriformes, Holocentridae. Gene Ontology annotation, biological process: signal transduction. Gene Ontology annotation, molecular function: protein binding; GTPase activator activity. The transcript has 24 exons.